This is a messenger RNA of Nicotiana tabacum (common tobacco), 480 nucleotides long. RefSeq lists its product as uncharacterized. NCBI's taxonomy places the organism in Eukaryota, Viridiplantae, Streptophyta, Magnoliopsida, Solanales, Solanaceae. The record is from RefSeq and is a predicted model, not a curated record.
AUGAAUGUCAACGCAUCACAUGUGAAGUUCACAACGAAGGUUGUACCAUCGACUGAAUACUUGCAUACGGUGAAGGAUGAAGGAAGGCAUUACACAGUUUGCCUCUUAGAGAGAAAGUGCAGUUGUGGGCAGUUCCAAGUUGACGAAUUACCAAGCCCACAUGCUUGGGAUGUCUUGAAGAGAAAGUUUCUAAUGCCAGAAGAUUAUUGCUCGGACUAUUACAAACCAAAGUCUGUUGUAAUGACAUACGAGGUGCCCGUUUAUCCGCUGCCUGACCGAAAUGAAGGGAAUAUACCAGCACAUAUAUCAGAAGCAGUUGUCUUACCACCCAAAUGGAAAAGACCUCCUGGAAGGCCAAAGAAGAAGUGCGAUAAGCUGUUCAGUGAAUUGUUGCAGAAGAAAAAUCAACAUUCGUGUAGCAUAUGUGGGCAGGGAGGACAUAAUAAGCGUACUUGUAGAAAUGCUCCACAUAGGACUUAG